Molecule: messenger RNA, 2490 nt
Organism: Dicentrarchus labrax (European seabass)
Lineage: Eukaryota; Metazoa; Chordata; Actinopteri; Moronidae
Product: serine/threonine-protein kinase NIM1
Exons: 4
Coding region: 364-1677 (437 amino acids)
Biological process (GO): microtubule cytoskeleton organization; intracellular signal transduction; protein phosphorylation
Cellular component (GO): cytoplasm
Molecular function (GO): tau-protein kinase activity; protein serine/threonine kinase activity; ATP binding
Source: RefSeq, a predicted model, not a curated record
AAUCAGUUAUUUGAGUGGUUUUGUCCCAUGUAUUCAUUCAUUUCUCUUUGUUUCUUUUAAACCCUUAUCAAGCAGUUGAAUCCUUACCCAACCGUGACAAACUACACACUUUUGAAUGCACAAAGCUAUGGAGCCCUGGGAAAACCACGUUCAGCUCCCACAGAAUGACAACUUUGAAGUGCAUGCAAAACACAAAAGUGAACGUGUGUCAAUAAAAAUCAUAGAAAUAAAAAAAGGGGCUGGGAAAAACAACAACCUCAGUGGUUGUGAAAUCAAGCCAAUGCUGAUGUAACAAAAACUGCAGUCCCUCAAAUGACCACUUGAGGCUGUGGUGCAGUAGUGAGUCAAUCUCAAUAAGGCCCCAUGUUAAAAUCAUUCCACCUCAGCUACACCUCACGCUCCACUUCCUUGCCACAUUUUUGGAUUAGCCAGGAGUCAGGACUGCCGACCAAUGAGUUUUACAAUGGCUUUUUAAUUAUACAGCCUAUGGAAAAAACACUACAUUCAUACCCCCUUGUCUAUUGUUCAGUAUCACUUAACAAUUCACUAAAACUCCACAGAGUUGCCUUUCAGAAGAGACCAGGAUCUGGACUGGAGUUCAACAAGAGAGUAGCCAUCAAAGUCGUGGACAAGCUGCGUCUGGAUAAGAGGACCCAGACGAUGUCUUCCUCAGAAAUCAGCUGCAUGGAGAAGCUGUGCCACCCCAAUAUAGUGCGACUUUACGAGGUGUUCGAAACCAGCAGGAAGCUGUAUCUGGUGAUGGAGUAUGGCAGCGGUGGAGACCUGUUCUCCCGAAUCACCACCAGGGGGAAGCUGAAUGACCUGGAAACUAAGCUGGUGUUUGCACAAGUAAUCUCUGCCGUUAAACACAUGACACUCCUUCCAAACAGUGAUAAGAUGAGGGGGCUCGAGAUGACUAAUAGGCAUGACAACAAAAUCGUCCACAGAGACCUUAAGGCAGAGAACAUCUUCUACACCACCAGCUACUGCAUCAAGGUCGGAGAUUUUGGUUUCAGCACAGAGAGCGGCCCUAAUGAGCUCCUCACCAACUUCUGUGGCUCACCACCGUACGCUGCUCCUGAACUGUUUAAGGAAAAAGGUUACAUCGGACGCUUCUCAGACACCUGGGCUUUGGGUAUUCUCUUGUACUUCAUGGUGACGGCCACUAUGCCCUUCUAUGGGGACAACAUGGGGAGGCUGAAACGCUGCAUCCUGCAGGGGGCCUACAGCAUCCCUGCUUAUGUGCCCGAUCCAUGCCAGCUGGUCAUUAAAGGCAUGCUGCGGCCUGUGCCUGCUGACCGCUCCACUCUCACACAGAUUACAAACAGUGCUUGGCUGAAUGGGAUCGAGUACCCUCGUCCGUAUGUCUUGCUGCCCCUGUCCCCGGCUCACUUUGCCCAGGCCAACCAGGCUCUAUGUGUGGAGGAGCAGGAAGUGAAGGGUUUGCUGUCAGAUCUUGGCAUUGUGACAGUCCAUUUCCAAAACAAUUCCUGCUUAGACAGUAGGAGCCCACUGACGGGGACCUACCGGAUCCUUCUCCAUCAGGUCCAGAAGAGGAGGUCAGUGGAAGCUGUAGGUUAUUCAGCGCUUCACCCUGAUGAUUAUGGGAGUCCACAGAAGUGGUCUGUAGCAUCUGUGGGAAAACACACUCCCUCAGCUGUCUGUGUUGUAUUGUAAUGAGAAAUGAAUGGACUGGCUUUAGUUGUGGGUACACUUCAUCACAUACACAUGUUCCCUUUUACUGGCUGACACCCCCUCAAUCACUUCAGGCUCUCUUAAUCUGUGAGCUGUUAUGUUACAUGUUGAGAAGUAUUUAAGUUGUGUUGUGCAAUAUUGGUCGGAGUCUGAGGGCUCUGCUGUCCCGCAGUGUAAGUCAAUUAGUGCUUACAGACUAGGGCACCUUUCUUAAGUAAUUAGCUACAGCUUUCUGUUCUGAUUACGUCACCAACCACAAGCUUACUGACGCAUAACAUUCAUCAAUCACUGUAUGGCUAUCAGCGUCUACAAUCCCUCUUAGUCAAUGCAUAAAUCUGUUGAACUAAUCCCAGGUCACAGGUAAUCCUGAUAAGGGAGACACUGAGAACAUGCUUGGUCCAACAAAAAUGAAACCUGAGACUAGGCAAGGAAAAAAUUAAGACCACAUGAGGCUGGAACAAUAGACACAAUUUAAAAACCAGUCUGCAGCCGUCUUGAAAAAUGUUUUGGGUUUUUUUUGUGCAUUUUAAACUGAUGCCUAAAAUGCCUUCAUUUGAUAUAUAUUUAUUUAAAAUGUUUGUGAAUAUUAUCCUAAUUUUAUGAUUGUCACCAAACAUCUGGAGCACACAGAAUUUUUGCACAAUUUUAUUCUCAUUUUGUAAAUAUCUAUGUUAAGUAUUGUGCUAAUGUUUGCUUUUUUUGUAAGGCAAUAAAUGCUUCAUGGAUUCUGGUCUAACUUGAGCAAUAAGUAAGGCCAGAUUCAUUUAUCGGAAUAAAAGUAUUUUCAAAGAAUGA